Molecule: messenger RNA, 3688 nt
Organism: Linum trigynum
Lineage: Eukaryota; Viridiplantae; Streptophyta; Magnoliopsida; Malpighiales; Linaceae
Source: the annotation of a GenBank genome assembly
UAAAAUGAAAUGUACUUUAUAAGUAUCAUUUAGUACUUUUACAUUAAAGUAAGGUUGUCAACCCGAUUUAGCCCGUUGGCAAAGGCCAAACUCGGAAAAUAGACAAUAUUCACAAACCAAAGGAAAAAACGACGUCGUGUGGCCUUCAAUUCAAGAACUUUGUUCCGGGUCGACACAUGGGUGUGUGCCGCUCUUUUUCCUCAUCGAGUACGAGUCAAUCCGCUAGGUGACAACCUUGCAUUUAAGUGUGUGUGUAUAUAUGUAACUCAUUAAAACACUAGUCUCAUCUCAUUUGAGCAUAUUCCAUUCCUAAAGGACGACAUUUUGUCAUCGUGUUGGAAACCUAAAGAUUUGUCCGUCCACCGAUUUUCUCGAUUAUGACUGGCUACAGGCUAACACUCAAAAUGACUUCUGGAAACCGUUUCAUGACAGUUCCAAUCGGACCUGGUCCAACUGACCUGUCUCAUAGUGGUUUGACAACCUUGUUAACGAGACAUUAACAUUUAAUAUGAGCUGUUAGAGGUGGUUGACUGGCUUGCAGGUGCAGGUAUUGUGAUUAAGAUUGGUCUAUCCCCAUAAUUAAAUUUCUUUACAAAAGAGGACACUUUCACAUUCAUUACCAUUCAUACGGGAUCUGUAUAAAAAACAUGGUCCUCUCUUGCAGUACAAUGGCGCCAGUAAAGCUUGGCAGCUGCUAUCUUCUGGGUCUAAAUUACUAUGCAGUUGGGAUUUUGGGUUGCAUCUAACGCCACCAAAUUUACACCAAAAGUUGAAUUGGAAGAAAACAAAAACCCUCCAACCACAUUAAUUACUCGACCAUGAUUGUUGUCAAUAUGGGACCUAUGUAUCCUGCAAAAUGCAGUUCAUGCUACCUUUGAUUUCCACACCACACCAUGUCACCAUCCAUCUCCCAUCACCACAGCCCAAGCCAAAUUGCCAGAGAGUAAUUCAGGCUGCAGAAAUCGACCUCUAUUCUCCUCACUAUCCCACAAAAACCUGAUAGAACCUGAUAUUAGGGUUCUAUCGGGUCUGGUCGUGAGAUUGAGAAUUAGGGAUUCAAGAACAGAAUUAGGAAUUUGAGAAGAGAAUGAUAGAGAAUCGGCCUAGGCCUUUAGAGGGAUUGAGAUCUAGAAUCGAGAGGAUUGGGAGAUUAGGGUUUAGGAGAGUUUUCUUAAUAUUCUUCUUAUUAUUCCUGAAUGAAUAGGCCUAGUACAUAUUUAUAGCGAAUAUAGGAAAACCCUACUAAUAAACCUAAUUCUACUAGAAUACUUCUAACCAUAAUAAGAAUUACCCUAUUAGUAGUAAUAAUAAUAAUAAAAUAUAGAAACCCUAACAAAGUUGGUUUCCAUCAAAACCAAACCUGAUUGGCUAUUGAACGGGCCGGGAUGAGUAUGUGCUUAUAUAGCUUAUGUCUUCUCAGUCGUCUGAUCAACAAUCUGAUGUCUAUGGUGUGUGCAGAAUGGAAAUGCUCCACAAUCACUCGUGUUUUUCUCGUGUCCUGCAUGCCUCACGUCCGUCUGAUUUCCAGAGUGCUUAAACUCGUGAUCUACCCUGUUCACGAGGAUAGCGAAAUUCCCCAAACCGAACACUUCCCUUCGAUUAGAUUGCAACACUUUCAAGUUGACCAGAUUCAUAACGGAUGUAACUCAAAAUUGCAUGUUGAAGCUCCACAUGACACAAUUGGAAGUUGCAAGCACCCAAGUGGUCAAGUUUUGAAACUUCAAGGGCUAAAGAAAAGAAAAUCUUCUACUGGCGUACUACUGAUAACGGAGCAGAAACAGUAAUGUUUAGGACCAGCCUAAACUUCUGACCCCUUAUUUCUUUCUUCAUAUUGUAAAACAUGGGUUGAAGGAGAGAAGGACAGAAGGUGCCUCAUGUAGGUAAGGCCAGUAAUUGUAGUUGCCGUUAUAAGGCAAUGGCAUGUUACUGGUUUUGUCUCAUUGAAGCCUUAAAAUGAUCAUUCCAAGGUUACAGUAAACAGUAAAACUGAAGCAAACAUUAACAAUACAAAACUUUAAGGGAAUGGGGAACAACCCAGUAAAGAAGAAUGGACCCAGAAAAUAAUAAUGAGUUAAGUGUAAGGGUAUGGCCAUAAUCUUUUGAAAAUUUUGUGGGGAUGCAAGCAGAAAAGUUAGGGGCUUUAUUAGGGCAGCGGUGCCUUUGAAGGGCUGCGUGGCCUUUUCAGGGGGCUCUGGGUCUGGGGUAUGAUGCCUCCCACUUUCUCCAGUACUAGUUCGGUUCUAUCUUCUUUCCACAACACUUGCUAUGCAACAAACUGGACAAAAGAAACUAAAACUGUUACUGUGAAAUAUAAUACACUGGUCGUGUCAACCGAGCCAUAACAGAAUUGAUUGAGAUCUUAAACUCAUCUAACUAAUGUCACGAAUUCCGAAAUCAAUGAUGUUAGACAAUCAUGAUCCAACUGUACUCUUUUCCAAAGUUGUAAUGAAAUUCGAUGUAUUAGUGUUGUACUGCUGUUAUGAUCGCAUCACAGUUACGUUCAACAUUCUUACUCGAUCGGUUAAUAUAGAAAAGAGCAUUCUUAGACAAAACUAAUUGACAGGAAGGAAUAUAUAGAAAUGAGGGGCAUGGUUAAAGUUGGGUCUACAUAGGAUGGGUGCCAACUUCCAACCCCACAAUAUGCCUCCUAACUUGAAAAAAAAAAAAAAACUAAAGAAAAGGCUGCCACCAUUGCCAUGCUUUUCUUGGAAUCAGAAACCCAGUAAAGAAAGGAUUUCAGUACUAAAAAAAGACAUUCCUGAAGUGAUUAACAUUGGUAAUACAUCAGAAACCUUUUUUUAUAUAGCUAAUCCUCGAAAUUGGUUGAGACACUCUCUCUACAAUAGUCAACCACAAGUGCUACCAGCUGCCAGCCUGCAAUUUCCUCCCUUAAGUAGUUGGAGAGGCAUCGAUGAUGAAUGAAGAUGAAGGAAGAUAGAAAAGGGAAGUGCCCCAUUUUUACACUUUCUACCACCACCAGACAGGCACCAGCCACAGUUGAUCCGUUUGUUUAUAUUCCCAGAAAUGUGUUCUUCUCAAAGUGGGUGUGAAAAAAAGUUCAGCUGCUACCCUCCAGGCCUCAUACCCUUUUAAUCAGUUCUUCCAUCUCGACUUUGACCUUCAUGGUUAGAGCUGGAGAUGGUGAUGGUUCAUCUGAAAAAGAAAGCUGGAACAAAGAAAGAGAAACCUCUUCGAUGAGCAAAAUUCAAUGGUAGUAGAUAACAAGAUUUUGGGACAACCUUCUGAAGCAAGCAAUAGCUAUUUUUGUGUAGUUUUCUUAUGACAAGUGGUAUGGGAAAUCCAACAGUACUGUUGGUUUCACACAACCUUAAAAUGGGUCAGACGUGUUCUAGACACCGAAGUGGUGGUUUGUUUUUCUUUUCUUCUUUUUUUUGCUUGUAGAAUGUGUACAAAAAGGUUGCACAGAAUUUGCUGCUGCUAUGGAGGUCUUCCAUUUAUGAGUGAUCUACUCAGACACCUGUAGUGAAUCGCGCUCAAAACUAGCGUGUUCAUGCCAUUGCCAAUGCCAUUAACCGUCUUUCGUGUGCUCUCGGUUACUGGAUCGACGUUACUUACAAAAUGCUAACGCGACAAUCCCACGAUUAAGAACGCGUGAUAGGUUGAUCCAAAAAUCUCGACAUGCUGUGCAAUCUCUUCAGCAUGAUGCUGAUAAAGAUCAAAGGUCACA